Molecule: messenger RNA, 4799 nt
Organism: Betta splendens (Siamese fighting fish)
Lineage: Eukaryota; Metazoa; Chordata; Actinopteri; Anabantiformes; Osphronemidae
Product: solute carrier family 12 member 7-like
Exons: 27
Coding region: 281-3655 (1124 amino acids)
Biological process (GO): potassium ion import across plasma membrane; potassium ion homeostasis; chloride transmembrane transport
Cellular component (GO): membrane
Molecular function (GO): potassium:chloride symporter activity
Source: RefSeq, a predicted model, not a curated record
GGAAAGGGAGGGAGGGAGUCUGAGGAGUUUCACUGGAGGACUUUUGCCUUCCUCGUGCACAGGCUGCCGGAUCAUGUUACCAACAGAAAGGAAACAAGCUGGAGCGAGGGCCAUGUUGUGCUCUGACUGAACACUCGCGCUUUGUCACCGGCGCCCGAAUGGGGCUUUGUUGGUUCAACGUCUUCCUUUAGAUGCUCUGCUCUGUGAAAGUCAACACUGCGCCCCGUCCUCGUCCUCUCCGGGGACCUCAGACUUCCUUGAGGGCGCGCAAACGUCCAAGAUGCCCACCAGCUUCACCGUAGUCCCGGUGGAGGACGCGGAGGACGGCGGGGGCAGCGUGGCUGCGGCCGGAGGCGGCAGAGCCGUCAGUCUGGGCAGAAUCUUUGGGGAAAAAGACGAGGAGAACCUGCAGGAGAGUCCUUCAGAUGAUGAUGGCCAAAGAGAAUCUGCUCCAUUUAUCAACUCUGACAAUGACGAUGAACAGUAUUAUGAGGGCCAAAACAUGGCUCUGUUUGAGGAGGAAAUGGACAGUACGCCCAUGGUGUCAUCCCUCCUCAACAAGCUGGCCAACUACACCAACCUGCCCCAGGGCGUUCGUGAGCAUGAGGAGGCAGAGUAUGCGGAUGGCAUCAAGAAGGUCACCGUCUCGAUCCCACCAAUGGGAACCUUCAUAGGAGUCUACCUGCCGUGCAUGCAGAACAUCCUUGGAGUGAUACUUUUCCUGCGUCUCACCUGGAUCGUUGGUACAGCAGGAAUCCUGGAGUCCUUCGCCGUUGUCUUCAUGUGCUGCAUCUGCACGUUUCUCACAGCCAUAUCCAUGAGUGCCAUCGCAACCAAUGGUGUUGUCCCAGCUGGUGGGUCGUACUACAUGAUCUCCAGAUCUUUGGGUCCAGAGUUUGGAGGAGCCGUCGGCCUCUGUUUCUACCUGGGCACCACCUUUGCUGGAUCCAUGUACAUACUGGGUACCAUAGAGAUUCUGCUGAUAUACAUUAUUCCAACUGCAAAAGUGUUUAAUGAAAGCGAAAAUGAACCAAUGUUCAACAAUAUGCGCGUGUAUGGCACCUGCUGCCUGUUUCUGAUGGCACUGGUAGUGUUCGUAGGAGUAAAGUAUGUGAACAAACUGGCUCUAGUGUUUCUGGCCUGCGUGAUUCUCUCUUUAUUGGCCACUUAUGCAGGAGUCAUCAAGACCCUCAUCGCACCCCCUGAUUUUAGUGUCUGUCUUUUGGGGAACCGCUCUCUGAAAAAUGAACCUUUUGAUACAUGUGCAAAGAUGGAGGUUGUGAACAACAUCACUGUGGCCACCAGCCUCUCGUCCCUCUUCUGCAAUGGUCAACAUGCCAACGCCACCUGCGAUGAAUACUUCACUUUAAACAACCUGACAGAAAUACCGGCCAUACCAGGGCUUCGUAGUGGGGUCAUCAAAGACAACCUGUGGAGCAACUAUGGUAAAGCAGGCAUGCUUAUAGAGAAGGAAAACCUGGCUUCAGAACCAGCCCAGAGUUCCGUCAAUGUGACUGAUAUGCCAUUUGUCUUCAACGACAUCGCCACCUGCUUCACUAUACUGGUGGGAAUAUAUUUCCCUUCAGUCACAGGUAUAAUGGCUGGCUCUAAUAGAUCUGGUGAUCUAAGAGAUGCGCAGAGGUCGAUUCCAGUAGGAACCAUAAUGGCUAUUCUCACCACCUCUUUCAUUUACAUUUCCUGUGUGGUUCUGUUCGGAGCUUGUAUUGAAGGUGUUGUGCUGAGAGACAAGUUUGGUUUCUCACUGAAGAAGACCCCAGUGAUCGGGGCUCUGGCCUGGCCGUCACCCUGGUUGAUUGUGAUUGGCUCCUUUUUCUCUUGCUGUGGGGCAGCCCUUCAGAGCCUUACCGGUGCCCCUCGACUGUUGCAGGCCAUCGCUCGGGAUGGCAUCAUUCCGUUUUUACAGGUCUUUGGGAGUGGGAAGGCUAACGGCGAGCCCACCUGGGGUCUACUGCUGACCGUUGCCAUCUGUGAGAUAGGCGUCCUCAUUGGUUCUCUGGAUGCUGUGGCCCCCAUCCUCUCCAUGUUCUUCCUCAUGUGCUAUCUAUUUGUCAACUUGGCCUGCGCUGUUCAAACAUUGCUCCAUACCCCCAACUGGCGACCCCGUUUUAAAUUCUACCACUGGGCCCUGUCCUUCUUAGGAAUGAGUCUGUGCGUCUCCCUCAUGUUUAUCUCCUCCUGGCUCUACGCCCUGGUUGCCAUGGUGAUAGCUGGCUGUAUCUACAAGUACAUUGAGUACAGGGGGGCAGCUAAGGAGUGGGGAGAUGGCAUCCGAGGCCUUUCCCUGAAUGCAGCUCGCUAUGCGCUUCUCCGGUUAGAGGAGGAACCACUGCACACCAAGAACUGGAGGCCUCAAGUGCUGGUGCUGUGUAAGCUGAACCCGGACCUGGCCAUAAAACACCCCCGUCUCCUGUCUUUCACGUCUCAGAUCAAAGCGGGGAAGGGGCUGACCAUCGUCUGCUCAGUCCUCGAGGGCACGUACAUGACCCGAGGCAAAGAUGCCAAAACCGGAGAGCAGAAGUUGAGAGCCGCCAUGGCUGCAGAACGGACCAAGGGUUUUUCCCACGUGGUGGUGUCAUCCAACCUGCGAGAUGGUUUCUCUCUGCUCAUCCAGUCAGCAGGACUGGGAGGAAUGAAGCACAACACUGUACUGAUGGCCUGGCCAGCUGCAUGGAAACAAGCCCAGGACUCCUCCUCGUGGAGGAAUUUCAUAGAGACAGUGAGAGAGACAACGGCAGCACAUCAGGCUUUGCUGGUUGCCAAGAACAUCGACAUGUUUCCCAGUAACCAGAAGCGUCUGUCAGAGGGAACCAUUGACGUGUGGUGGAUUGUACACGAUGGCGGACUGCUCAUGCUGCUGCCAUUUCUACUGAGACAGCACAAAGUAUGGAAGAAGUGCAAAAUGAGAAUCUUCACAGUAGCACAGAUGGAUGACAACUCCAUCCAGAUGAAGAAGGAUCUUCAGAUGUUUCUCUAUCAGCUGCGACUGGAUGCAGUGGUGGAGGUGGUAGAGAUGCACGACAGUGACAUCUCAGCCUUCACAUAUGAGAAGACGCUGGUAAUGGAGCAGAGAUCCCAAAUGAUUAAACAGAUGCAUCUGUCUCGCACUGAGAGGGAGAGAGAGAUUCAGAGCAUCUCAGACGUGUCACGCGGCUCCGUAAAGAAGAAGAAGUCGUCCGGUGACGACGGCCGUUCCCCCAACGCGCCGUGUGUUCCAAAGGAUGAGGCCCAGCUGAUUCAUGACCGCAACACGGCCUCUCACUCUGCCAUGAACGACAGAGCUGCAGCCGCCACGCCGGAUCGCGUCCAUAUGACCUGGACCAAAGAUAAACUGGUGAACGAGAGGAGCAAACACAGAGAAGCCAUGCCGCUCAAAGAUGUGUUUAACAUGAAGCCUGAGUGGGAGAAUCUCAGCCACUCCAACGUGCGGAGGAUGCACACGGCCGUGAAGCUCAACGAGGUAGUGGUGAAGAAAUCCUGCGAGUCACACCUGGUCCUCCUCAACAUGCCAGGUCCACCCAAGAACAAGAAAGGGGACGAGAACUAUAUGGAGUUUCUGGAGGUGCUGAUGGAAGGCUUGGAUCGCGUCCUGUUGGUCCGUGGAGGAGGUCGAGAGGUGAUCACCAUCUACUCCUAAUACCCAAAUGUUUUCAGUUGUUUUGAAGCACACUGGAAGGAAGCAGUCAGACAGAGGGGCGUCCAGAGGAGGAGCGGAGGCAGCGUCUGAGGAAGGAUGUGCACACAGUGCCCUGCUUCACAAAGCAGCAGCACGAUGCUUAAAGGUCUGUGGGCUGUAACGGACAGAAGUGUCCCUCAGGAUGACAGUCUUGAACUUUCCCUGGAUCCAUGUUCAUAUCACUUCACUUGGAGGAACAACACUUGUUAGUUGUGCUGGUUUGCUAAUACGCAUGUUACUUUUAAUGAGCAAUACAAGAAAACCACAGCUGACAAUGACGUCGUUUAUUCUGGCACCAGGAAGAGGAAACUUUGGAUUCAUGAGCCUGGUCCAAUAUUAGAACAAAAGGUUAUGAUUGGAGCUGAUGGACAACUAUUUUAGUAGGCUGCCCUGUCUGUAAGUCAGACCAUAUUCAUGUUGGCAAUUUGUGAGAAACUAUUUUAAUGCCACAUUGACAUUAACUGUAAUCAGAAACAGAUGAAGAUAAUGAGCUGCUGUGCAUGUAGUCAAGUUAGUUUUGUAGCCAUGUUGCGUUGCGUUAGUUGUGUAUGUAUAGAUUCCUUUCUCUUGUUUGUUUUUUUUAUUAGAGCAUACAGUAAAAUGGUGUCGUAACUAGGCAGUUUGCACUAACUGUUAUGUACAAUAGGAGAUUUUUAAAUCUGCAGCAGAUACAUUUAUUGCCAAUGCGCUGAUGAUAAUGUGUGAUGAACUAACUAAAGCAGCCAAUCAGGAACCUUCCAUAGACAUAUUUCACUGUGAUUGAGACCAGGACUAUCUGAACACACUGUAUUGGUUCAUGUUUUAAAAGAUGUUCUGCAUUCAUACUGUACCUGUACUCGAUGACCAAGACAAUUCAGUGUCUUCUACUUGAACACCCAAAAUUUCCACAUGCACUUUUGUCGAUUUUAUAUAUAUAUAUAUAUAAAUGUAUUGCAUAAACAAAACCCAUCAUUGGCAGCAGCACUGGCUGUUGUGCUGUUUCAUUGUGGAUAAUGUGCAGCAUCACACAUUGUCCCUUUGAAUGGAACUUUGUCAUGAAAUUUUAUGUAAAUACUUUCUGUUCGAAUUUGGCUUUUAAAUAAAAAAAUUCAAAUACAAUAAACAA